UGUUGUUGAAGAGUUUAUUUUUUGGUUGAAACGCAGUGAGGCAUCUUGAUGAGCAUUUUGCCAGGUGAAAGCAUCAGAUCCCAUAGGGCGGCCAGCUGGAAUUAAAUUUGUGCCUCACUCUUCGCCGGUGAAUGACACUUCUGUAAAAUUUCUCUCUGCUUACAGAAUCAAAUAUCAAUAUCUAGCAAUUUGUCGUGGUUAUCGCAGCCAUGGCGAUUCAAGUUCCAUCACCAUCAUCCUAUGGCUUUGCCCGCGAACCAAAGUUUAGAUAUGAUGUUUUUCUGAGCUUUAGAGGUGAAGAUACUCGUCACUCCUUCACUGUCAUCCUCUACGAUGCUCUGCGCCGUAAGGGAAUCAACGCCUUCAUAGACGACAAGAAGCUCGGGAAAGGGGAACGGAUCUCACCGGCGCUUCUUAAAGCCAUAGAGAAAUCGAGGGUUUCGAUCAUUGUGUUCUCUAUGAACUACGCUACUUCCACAUGGUGCCUAGAGGAACUGACCCACAUCAUUCGAUGUAAGAAGGAGAAGAACCAGCUGGUUAUGCCAAUAUUCUACAAGGUGGAUCCAAUGGAUGUCCAAUAUCAGAGGAAUAGCUUUGGCGAAGCCAUGGCUGCUCAUGAAGACAGGUUCAGAAAUGAUUUGGAGAAAGUGAGAAGAUGGAGGUUUGCUUUGUCUGAAGCAGCUAGUUUGUCGUCGGCCUGGCUUUUUAAAGAUGGAUACGAAUUUGGGUUUAUUGAAAGGAUUGUUGAAGAUGCAUGUGCUAGGCUGCCUCCUAAACGCUUCCAUAACACUGAUUACAUGGUUGGACUUGAGCCUCGUAUAGAAAAAGUAAUGUCACUUCUGGGUGAAACUGAUGAUAGAGUUUGUAUGUUGGGGAUUCAUGGAACCGGGGGGAUUGGCAAAACAACCCUUGCAAAAGCCUUGUAUAAUACAAUCUUCUACCAAUUUGAAGGUGCAUGCUUUUUGUUUGACGUUAGAGAAGAAUCAACAAAAUAUCAUGGCAUGGUUCGCCUUCAACAAACGCUUUUAUCAGAGAUUCUUGAGGAAAAGAGGAUAAAGUUUAGCAGUGUUGAUGAAGGAAUAUCUAUACUAAGACACAGACUCUCACAUAAAAAAGUUUUGCUGGUUCUUGAUGAUGUUGAUCAGCUUGAUCAGUUAGAACAACUUGCAGGAGGGUGUGAUUGGUUUGGCUGUGGAAGCAAGGUCAUUAUAACAACGAGAAAUAAGCAAUUGUUAGUUGCACGUGACAUUGAAAAAACAUAUGAAAUGACGGCGCUGAAUGAUUAUGACUCUCUUGAACUCUUUUGUUGGCAUGCCUUUCAUUUGAGCCAUCCUCCAAAAGGCUAUCAAGAUAUGGCAAGUCAUGCCAUAAGAUAUGCACAAGGCCUUCCUCUUGCUUUAAGAUUAAUAGGCUCCAAUUUGGCACAUAGAAACUUAGAAGAAUGGAGGUCUACAUUGGAACAAUAUGAGAGGAUUCCGGAAAGAACAAUUCAUAAUAUACUAAAGAUGAGCUAUGAUUGCUUACAAGACAAUGCUAAGCGUAUUUUCCUAGAUAUUGCUUGUUUCUUUAAGGCAAAGACAUUUGUAUACAUUGAAGACAUAAUAGAAGCUUUUGAUUUUGGUGGAAGGUUCUAUUUUGAAGUGCUUGUUGAAAAAUCUCUUGUAACUAUUUCUGGUAUUGGUAAGUUGUGCAUGCAUGAUCUAAUACAACAGAUGGGUAGAGAGAUUGUUAGGCAAGAGGCACCAUCAAGUCUUGAUAAACGCAGUAGAAUAUGGUAUUACAAGGAUGUUCUUAAAGUGCUAUGUGAAAAUUUAGGAAACAGUAAUAUUGAAGGAAUAAUGCUUGAUCCACCUCAACAAGAAGAAGUGAGAUGGAAUGGUAUGGCCUUUGAGAAGAUGACUAAUCUUAGGAUUCUUGUGAUUCGGAAUACCCAAUUUUCAACUUACCCUAAAUACUUACCCAAUAGUUUAAGAUUGCUUGAUUGGGAGGGAUAUCCUUCAGCAAAUUUACCACCAGAUUUUUCUCCUAAGAAACUAAUUUCCUUGAAGUUAUGCAAUAGUAUCUUCAGACUGGAAGAGCCGUUCAAGAGGUUUGAAUGCGUGACAUACAUGAACGUUUCACAUUGUGAAUUCAUAACUGAAGUACCUGAUAUGUCUCAAUUCCCAAAUUUAAAAAACUUGUUGUUUAGAGAGUGUUGCAAUCUGAACACAAUACACUAUUCCGUGGGAUCUCUCUCUAAGCUAGUCCACUUAGAUGUUAGUAACUGCAACAAACUUACAAGCUUUCCACAUGAAAUCAACAUGCCAUCUCUUCAAGAUAUUAAUCUUAGCCGUUGCAAGAGUCUUGACUACUUCCCACAUAUAGUGGGGAAGAUGGAUGCAUUAACGGAUAUUUGGGCAGAAGACACUGCUAUUAAGGAGCUCCCACCUUCCAUUGGAAAUCUUACCGGGCUUGAAUGUUUAAAUUUAAGCUCUUGCAAAAGUCUCAGGGAGCUUCCAAACAGCUUAUUCACGUUGCAAAAUCUUGAGUGGCUUGAGUUGAGAGACAGUCACCCUCCUAGCAGAAAAUCUUUGAUGAAAUUAAUGCAAGAGAGGCUACUAGCUGUUAGCUGCGCAAACAUAAAGUUCUUGAAUCUUGAAAACUGUUGUCUGUUGGAUGAAGAUCUUAUCCUAAUAUUGAAAUUUUUCCGGGAUUUGCAAGAGUUAACUCUUUCAGGGAAUGAUUUUGUGUCCCUUCCUGAGUGCGUCAGAGAGUGUGCUGAAUUGCUGAAAUUGGAAGUGGAUGACUGCAAGAAGCUGAGAGACAUACCAGAGUUGCCAUCAAAGCUAAGCGACAUUAAGGCAGAGAAUUGCACAUCAUUAACUACCAAGUCAUUUGAUCAUUUAUGGUCUCAGGUCAAGAAUGAAAUUGAUCUCUUGAGAAUAUGUAUGCCAGCAACAACAUUUCCUGAUUGGCUUGAUGAUUGCUGUAAAGGAGGGACACUGUCUUUUCAUGCUCGCGGGAAUUUCCCUCGCGCUGCCCUAGCAUGUGAGUUGGGGAAAGCAGACAGGAGAGGGAGACACUUCUUCCAUGUUUCUGUGAACAUCAAUGGUCAUGAAAUACUAAGGAAACAAGAUGUAAAUUAUGGAAGUACACAAGGUCACGUGUUCUUGUUUGAUUUAAGAUGGUCUUUUGAGGGAGCAGAGUGGAAGAGGCUUGAUAGGCAUCUGAACUUGGAUUGGAAUGAUGUGGAAAUACAAGUCACAUGUUUAACACCAAACUUGCCUGUAGUUUGCUGUGGAAUUUACGUGUACACACAGCACACAAACAUGGAGAAUGUGCAGUUCAAUUCUUCUCAGCUUUCCAUGAAUGCUCCUACAUCUCUGAAACGAACAGAGACUGCUUCUCCUCCUAAUGAACCACCCAACAAGUUCCUGAGAAAGUUCAUGGCUGCUGAUAAAAAGAAAACUCAAUAACUCAAAGAAAUGGACAAGGAGAGUAAUUAAACGACACCAAAUUUUUCAUUCUGUCGCAAGAGAAUGAUAGUAUUUCCUAUGGGUGAGCAUGUUUGGGGGUUUUCGAAGUACUAGCUAUCAAAUGUUAAAGAAUUUUUUUUUGGUAACGAUGAUUAUUAAAUUUCUUUGGUCAAAGAUGAUUAUUAUUAUUAUUAUUAUUUUUUGAUAACAAAGGCCCUAACUAGGGGUCACAGGCACGUUGCAUCUCCUUAUUUAGCAAAGCUAGAAGACUAUCAGAGGGAGCACUAAGAAUAUAGAAGCCAAGAUCCAUGUCCAGCGCUUGUUGAGCAAGAUGUGUGCUGCUGCGUUUGCAGACCGAGGUAGAUGGGUAAACAUAACUGUCCAUUCACGCAGCGGGCAAGUAUCGAUCUCAUUCAAGACUUCAUAAAUGGGAUGAAUAUUGUCUCUCUCUCUCUCUCGGUGUUUUUUUUUAAAUAUCGUUAUAAAUGGGUCAUGUACGUUUAUGAGGAAAACAUUGGCAUGUCUUAUUCCUUCCUUAUGUUGGAAAAAUUAACCCUUUUAUUUUUUAUAGUUUGCACACAUUUCCAACUCAAUCCCUAUGCAUCUGUUUCAAUAUAACUCAGUCCUAAUUUAAUGCU
Messenger RNA from Prosopis cineraria, 4093 nucleotides. Its product is annotated as TMV resistance protein N-like. Gene Ontology annotation, molecular function: ADP binding. NCBI's taxonomy places the organism in Eukaryota, Viridiplantae, Streptophyta, Magnoliopsida, Fabales, Fabaceae. Bases 210 to 3455 code for a protein of 1081 amino acids. The transcript is spliced from 6 exons. Gene Ontology annotation, biological process: defense response; signal transduction. The record is from RefSeq and is a predicted model, not a curated record.